This is a messenger RNA of Thermothelomyces thermophilus ATCC 42464, 849 nucleotides long. RefSeq lists its product as uncharacterized. Bases 84 to 815 code for a protein of 243 amino acids. NCBI's taxonomy places the organism in Eukaryota, Fungi, Ascomycota, Sordariomycetes, Sordariales, Chaetomiaceae. The transcript is spliced from 4 exons. The record is from RefSeq and is a predicted model, not a curated record.
UCCCUGACCCCAACCGUUCGCUCAACUCGCUCGCUCUGCCAUAGUCGGGGCCUGGAUCACGAGAACACCAGGAAGAAGGGAACAUGUCCCCGCACCCGGCUCAGAAAGAGCCACCCAAGCUGUCCAAGGGAAAAGGGAAAGGCGCCAGGCGUGUGAGUAAUUUGUCAGAAGAACAGCGGAACAAGAAACGAGAGAACGACCGGAUAGCACAACAAAAUAUUCGCCGCCGCAACAAAGAGCUGAUUGAGAAGCUCCAACAAGAGGUGGAGGAUCUCAGAAAGCGGGAUAGGGUGGACAUGGUAAGCCGGUUGAUCAGGCGGAACAGGGAGCUGGAGGACGAGGUACAUGCGCUCAGAAAAACCCUUUUCUUGCAUACUGGCCGGCCGUAUCCCACACCUGGAUUUGAAGUGGAAGGACUGCCCCCAGGCGGGCAUUCGGGCGAUUACAGCGUGCCGCAUUCUUUCGGAUCGCCGUACCUCACCACCGCGAACCCUUACGACCAGUGGCCGAGCAGCGUGGUACCUGUCCCAUCUACGGUCACAGUCAACUCGGUCGAGUCAAGUCCAGGGGCGUCCGGGCACGGAGACGAUUUUCCGCCGGCGUACGUGCACUCGGGUGUGCCGGCGAUCGACGGGACCGUCAUCGCGGGUAAUACAUCGGCGCCCAGCCUCAAUCCUGCCAAGGCGGAGUACCAAGAAGUUGACACCGGAUCAUCGAACAACGCCUAUCCCGGCCACAACGCGCAACACCCUUCGGCGUACUUGCACGAGCCUCCGUGGGUGUAUCCUGCCGGUACUUACUACACCACACAUUGAAUACAAAGCGGGACUGGGACUUUCCAGGGAGCCG